UCGGACCCAGUGCCAAGUCAUUUUAAUGACGGCGAUGAAUUCUUGCCUGCUCUUGGCCAACGUUCAAGGCAAGGAGUUGUCGCUUACGGCGCAAUGGAAAGUAAAUGCAGGCUCUAAUCAGCGUCACUGCCGAACGCUGGACCUCGUAUUCAAAUGGUCGCCCCGUACAUACGCUACUGAACCGGAUCCCUGCAUCAGUACGAGCACGGGCCGGAACGACGAAUCCGGCCCGCCGCAUCUCGAUGGUGGGAAGCCUUGGUCCGAAUUCGUCAUCGACAGUCUACAGCGCACAGAGUGGCAGGUGUCACCAGAUGAUGGUGUUGCCAUGAAGUUCAUUCUCGCCGACCGUGAAGGCUUCUGUACCCGGUCUGAUUUUCUGGAACGGCGGAUGGAAGGAUACAGAGCUCUGGUCGUUGCGCGGAGCUUCUUGCAACCUCGACAUCAUAUUAAUCGCGCCGCAAUUUCAGAUGAUGAUCGCCCUGAUGCGUCAAUACUGUUUUCCAUCCUUUCCGACGCAGUGGGUGGGCUGAUUGUGAGCAAUAUUGACGCUUUGGACGAAGUCGAGGUGGAGCUCGAUAACCGGCUCUCGUAUCUUUGGAUUGCCCCUUCUUGCCCUCCACUUACUCGAAUUGCUUGGGUGCGCGGCAGGUACAAUAUAGACCACAGCAAGAGAAUCUGGGACUCAGCUGUAGCACUGGGCAUCGCUGUAGUGAUUCUGGACAAUGAAGGGCACUGGCUGCAAGAUGCACGAUGGAAUCAUCUGCGAGAGGACUUCAUUCCCACCAAUCUUGACCCUGAUGCAGGACUUGCAGAUCGCCUUGUAGAUGCCAUUCGCCGCUACGAAAAACCAAUACAUGGCAUCACUACCUCCAGUAACAAACGACUUGUAUCUGUCGCAAAAGCAUGUGAGACGCUGGGACUUCGAACAUCGCCGGCGCAAUCAUUUAUCAUAGCUGCGGACAAAUGCAUAACGCGCGAGAUGGAGCCAUCCUCGGAUGUGACCUCAUUACGGGUGCAGAAUGUUCAGGAUCUGAGAGACCGCCUUUCCUCGAAUAGAUUCCCUCCAAUUCCAUACCCCAUGGUUGUGAAACCCUGUAUAGGUUGGGCUAGCGAGUGUAUUUCGAAGGUCCAUACCGAAACCGAGCUUUUGCGCGCAGUUGAAAAAGCAUCAGAACGCCACCGCUUAUCCCCGAUUCGGCGUACUGAUGUGAUGAUAGAAUCUUACGUCGAAGGUCCCGAGAUCGAUGCCAACAUUGUCUUAUUGGCCGGACUACGCAGACAGUGAAU
Periconia digitata is the source of this 1287-nucleotide messenger RNA. The record is from the annotation of a GenBank genome assembly. Lineage: Eukaryota; Fungi; Ascomycota; Dothideomycetes; Pleosporales; Periconiaceae.